This is a messenger RNA of Lottia gigantea (owl limpet), 768 nucleotides long. RefSeq lists its product as hypothetical. The annotation marks the transcript as partial. The record is from RefSeq and is a predicted model, not a curated record. The transcript has 5 exons. NCBI's taxonomy places the organism in Eukaryota, Metazoa, Mollusca, Gastropoda, Lottiidae.
UUUGACUUUAUUCUUUCUGGUGUGAAUUUUGAUUUACCAGGAAAUGGAAGGAAGGAAUGUUCAGAGUUUCUUCCUUUAACUCAAAGAAUUAUAGAAAGUAUAUUAUCAUUAUUAUUAGCUGUGUAUUUAAUAUGGAAGUUUUACCCCAAUUUAAAAGUUCCACUUGUUGGUAAAGAUGCUCUGGAUCGUGAAAUGAACUACUGGGGAAAACGGGUUAUGUUGGUGGUAAUGUGUGUAACGUUUGGAAUUGAAUUAGGAUUUAAGUUUGCUACUCAACAGAUGAUCUGGAUCAUUAAUCCAUGCCACUUGGUCACUAUUAUUCAGAUUUAUUUAUUAGCAGCUCCACCAAGUAAACAUGUAACUGGUAUAUUUCGACUUCAUAUUCAUAUGUUAACUGGUGCACCUAUGGCUCUUUUCUUUCCUGUUACCAAUACUAGAUUGUUGGCGUUUGAAGCUGAGACAUAUUUUAUAAAACAUACAUUAAUGUUAAUCAUACCAUUUUAUUUGAUGAGAAUGAAAGGAGUGUACAUUCCUGAACAGCUUGGUGAUUUUAGCUGGUCUAUGGUAGCCUUUGCAUAUUUAAUAGCAUACCAUUUCCUUCCCUUACAAAUUAUAGCUCUUCUAUCCUAUGUGAAUUUGAAUAGUAUGUUAUGUCCAGCCAUAUCAGAUCCUUUUCGAGGACAAUACUAUAGAAUGUGCGGAGUCUCCCAUCAACUCAUUAUCAUACCGGCUUUUGGCAAACUCUACGCUUGGAUAGCCCAGUAUUUC